CUCACUCUCUCACUUUCUCUCUCUAAAUUCUCUCUCUAAAAGCUCUCUUAUUUAUUCCAGGCUUUUACUUUCUCUUAACGCUCCAUCAGUUUCAUUUUCCUCCGCCAUUAACAUUUGCCCUCCAAAUUUCUCUUCUUCUUUCUCCCACCAUUUCAUCAUCUCAGUAUUUUGUCGUUUAGCCUGUAGGCUACAGCCAUGGAUCGACCCAAGCAGCACACGCAGCGUCGCACGGUCAAAAACAAGCUUGUCAAAAAGCUCACCACCCGCUUCCGGGAGUCUACUGCCGGAGCCCCCCAAAUCGUAAGGAUUUCCGUCACCGACGACAACGCCACCGACUCCUCCAGCGACGAAGCCGAAGCCGAGCCGGGCCGGAAAUACCGGGUCCUCAUGAAGCGCGUCAUCAACGAGGUCAGAAUCGAAGACCCGUCUCCUUCUCAGGCGCUCGUCUCAAAACCAACUAAGCCUUCUAGGUGCAGAGCGGCGGAGGAGAGUAACGAGAUUUCGCCCAACGGGAAGAAAUACCGAGGCGUACGGCAGAGGCCGUGGGGGAAAUGGGCGGCGGAGAUCCGAGACCCAAAACGUGGGGUCCGGGUCUGGCUCGGAACUUUCGAGACGGCGGAGGAGGCCGGUAUGGCUUACGAUAAGGCUGCCAUUGCGUUUAAGGGACCUCUGGCUUUGACCAAUUUCCUCAAGCCUCCCGAAAUUGCCAUUCCGGACAUCUCGGAAGAGGACUGCAACCCAAUUUCUCAGUCUCCGCUCAACUCGCGGUGCGGCCACAGCGUCCGGUCGCCAACCUCUGUUCUCAGUGGCCGAGAACCCGAAAUCGACUGGAAAGUUUCGGAGCGACAAAAUUUCGGGGUUUUUGAUACGGAGUUUUGGUUGAAUGAUUGUUUUGAACCGCCGAUAUUUUUCGAGGAAACGAGAGUCGUACCCGAAACGCUUCUGAAAGAUGAGGAUUUCUCCGAUUUAUCGCUUGAUUUCCGGACGUGUAAUUGGGAUGACGUGGAGGAUUACUUUCAAGAUGCUUAUGAGUUGAAACGAUGAUUAUCAAAAGUGUGGUCUUUUGAUUUUGAAUAAAGAUUUUGAGUGCCAAAGAGUCGUUUGGAGUUGUGAUUUAGUAAUUAGUUUAUAUAAAUUAAUCCAAAUUAUUAUUAUUAUUA
Molecule: messenger RNA, 1160 nt
Organism: Malus domestica (apple)
Lineage: Eukaryota; Viridiplantae; Streptophyta; Magnoliopsida; Rosales; Rosaceae
Product: ethylene-responsive transcription factor CRF4-like
Biological process (GO): regulation of DNA-templated transcription
Molecular function (GO): DNA-binding transcription factor activity; DNA binding
Source: RefSeq, marked provisional